ACUCUGUUGCGGCUAUAGGAUAUAAAUACAUACAGAUGAUAAAUUGAUAAAUUCAAAGAAUAAGAAGAAUUAAAAUAAUUUUUAUUGAUAAAAACAUUGCUGUAGGAACUGUGAAUAAGAAGAAUUUAAACUGCAAUAGAACGUGUCUUAGAUCGUUUGUGGAAAAUAUCUGCAGAAUAAAGUGGGUGUAUAUAUUGUAAAUUUGCAAACUGCGUUUUUAUCAGCAAAGAUUGGUGCAACAAGAGAAAGAAAUUAGAAGUAGGCACAGGCAUUGGAAGCUGCAACGAAAAGUUAUCGAUUUUUGCAAGCCUUGAAUGUUAUGUCAAUCAUAAAUCGUAUUGCAUAGAUCACAUACGAUGUAUUUUUGAUUGAAUGCAGACGAAUAGAAGGAGAAAGCUUUUUGUCACAUAAGUAAAAAUCACAUACCGGCCCGGCUAUGGCUAUGUCAAAAAUAAUAAAGGUUUUGGAAAAAUCCUUGCCCCCAUCCCCACAUAGUGUACUGGUGGAAUGUCGCCAUAAAAACGACAGCAUUCUCCUGGAGUCAAAUGCCGUUGCACUAUUAUCGCAACAGGAAACUGAGAUAAUUCGCAAAAAUUAUACCAAAGUAUGCGAUGCGUACGGUUGUUUGGGUGUUCUUCAACUAAAUGCUGGAGAAAGUACGGUAUUGUUCCUGGUGCUGGUCACUGGCUGUGUUUCGAUGGGCAAGAUAGGCGAUGUGGAGGUCUUCCGCAUACAACAGACACAGUUUGUGUCUUUGCAAAAUGCUGCACCGAAUGAGGAUAAAAUUUCUGAAGUUCGAAAGCUGCUCAAUUCGGGAACAUUUUACUUUGCCCACACGAAUCAGACGUCUACAAGCAUGAAUAAAUUCGAUAUAACACUGUGUGCUCAAAGGCGAUUCCAGACGUCUGAAACUGAUAAUCGUUUCUUUUGGAAUCGCAUGAUGCAUAUUCAUAUGCUACGAUUCGGCAUUGAUUGUCAGUCAUGGCUUUUGAAAGUUAUGUGUGGAUCGGUGGAAGUGAGAACCGUGUACAUCGGUGCUAAGCAAGCUAGGGCGGCUAUAAUAUCGCGUUUGAGCUGUGAACGAGCAGGAACACGUUUUAAUGUAAGAGGCACAAACGAUGAAGGUCACGUGGCGAACUUUGUCGAAACGGAGCAAGUGAUUUACGUAGACAAUGAUGUAACCAGUUUCGUCCAAACACGUGGCUCUGUUCCACUUUUUUGGGAGCAGCCAGGUGUACAAGUUGGUUCGCACAAAGUAAAAUUUUCCAGAGGUUUUGAAACUUCUGCUGCUGCCUUUGAUCGACAUAUGAGUAUGAUGAAACAAAGAUACGGUUAUCAGGCAAUUAUCAAUCUUUUGGGAACUUCGACGGUGGGCAGUAAGGAGGGCGAAGCUAUGCUUAGCAAUGAAUUUCAGCGGCACCAUGGCAUGUCUGCACACAAGGAUGUGCCACACAUCAUUUUUGACUAUCAUCAAGAAUGUCGUGGGGGUAACUUUGGCGCCCUAUCUAAGCUCAAAGACCGCAUCACAGCAGCUGGUAUAAACUUUGGUAUUUUCUAUGCUUCUUCCGGUCAAGUGCUUCGUGAGCAAUUUGGCGUUAUACGUACAAACUGCUUAGAUUGCUUGGAUCGUACAAAUUGUGUUCAAACGUUCCUUGGCCUAGACACGUUAAAUAUACAAAUUGAGGCCUUGGGUUUGGGAGAGAAAAAACAAAAUUUAACUCGAUUCGAUGAAAUAUUCAAGCAGAUGUGGAUUAACAAUGGCAAUGAAGUUAGUAAAAUCUAUGCCGGAACGGGGGCCAUACAAGGUGGAUCAAAAUUGAUGGAUGGCGCCCGAUCAGUCUCUCGCACUAUACAAAACAAUUUGCUUGAUAGUUCGAAACAGGAAGCCAUUGAUAUUUUACUGGUGGGCUCAACUCUCAACUCGGAGUUGGCUGAUCGAGCAAGAAUAUUGUUACCUUCGAAUAUGCUGCAUGCUCCAACAACUGUCUUGCGAGAAAUGUGUAAAAGAUACAAUGAAUACGUCAAACCUAUGACAGUGCGCGUUGCGGUUGGAACAUACAAUGUAAAUGGUGGCAAACAUUUCCGCAGUAUUGUCUUCAAAGACACUUUAUCCGAUUGGUUGUUGGACUGUCAUGCUUUGGCUCGUUCAAAGGAUUUGGUCGAUGUCAAUAAUCCUUCGGAGAAUGCUCCGGUAGACAUCUUUGCAAUUGGCUUUGAAGAAAUAGUCGAUCUAAAUGCGAGUAAUAUUAUGGCCGCUAGUACGGAAAAUUCGAAACUUUGGGCUGAUGAGCUGCAAAAGACCAUAUCAAGAGAUAACGAUUAUGUUCUCCUUACCUAUCAACAAUUAGUUGGUGUUUGCCUAUACAUUUACAUACGUCCUGAACAUGCUUCCUUUGUACGAGAUGUUGCUAUUGAUUGUGUAAAGACCGGUUUGGGUGGUGCAACUGGCAAUAAAGGUGCAUGUGCGAUUCGCUUUGUAUUCCACGGAACAUCAAUGUGCUUCGUAUGCGCUCAUUUUGCUGCCGGGCAAUCGCAGGUCGCUGAACGUAACGCUGACUAUGCCGAAAUAACACGGAAAUUAUCGUUUCCCAUGGGACGUACUCUAAAAUCUCACGAUUGGGUAUUUUGGUGUGGUGACUUUAACUAUCGCAUUGACAUGGACAAGGAGGAACUAAAGGAGGCCAUACGUAAUGGUGAUUUGGCUUUAGCCUUAGAAAACGAUCAACUACUCAAAGAGCAGGAAGCAGGAAAUGUUUUUACCGAUUUUCUUGAGGGAGAAAUAACAUUUGAUCCCACAUACAAAUAUGAUGUAUUUAGUGAUGAUUACGAUACGUCCGAAAAACAAAGGGCUCCCGCCUGGACAGAUCGUGUGCUGUGGCGUAGGCGCAAAGCCUUGGCGGAAUGUGAUCAGACGGCAGCCGAUUGGAAUCCAGGGAAGUUAAUUCAUUAUGGGCGAUCUGAACUAAAACAAAGUGAUCAUAGGCCAGUUAUUGCUAUAAUCGAUGCCGAAGUUAUUUCCAUUAAUCAGCAACGUAGACGGGAUGUAUUUGAACAGGUUAUCAAGGAUCUGGGACCACCUGACUCUACCAUUGUUGUACAUGUACACGAACCCUCGGCCGAUGAAGAUGGCCCUACUAUUUAUGAUGAAAAUGUGAUGUCAUCACUGAUUCAAGAACUAUCCAAACUGGGGGAAGUAACUUUGGUGCGUUAUGUAGAGGAUACCAUGUGGGUUACCUUCCGAGAUGGAGAAUCGGCUCUAAAUGCUGUGGCCAUGGGCGAAACCAAUAUAUGUGGCUUGCAAUUAAAAUUCGAAUUAAAAUCGCCCAAUUGGAAUAAAAACGUAAAUAGUGAAAUAGAGUUAUGCACAACCAACACCAUACCGCUGUGUGCUAAUCCAAAAGAGCAAGCCCAGUUAUUAAACGCCACACCGGAAGUACCCCAAAGACCCAAACAACCCCCUGCACGUCCUGCUCCCGCCAGGCCACCAAUUCCCAUGUCGCCAAAGAACUCUCCACGACAUUUACCUCAUGCUGGCGUUAUAAGUGUGGUACCGGAAAUGUUGCAGCCCAAGGUAAAACCACCAAUGCCCCCACAGCCAGCCCAAUUGCCGCCACCGCUGCGACCUGUGCCCGUCAAUUCGGCCAGUGGCUUUGAUACACCCUCGUCAUCGAAAUCUCAAUCGCCCACAGAACAAAACUCUCCGCUACACACAUCAUCGGGCAAGGUGUCGCCAGUGGGCUCGGGUUCAGCAGCAAGUUCGCUACCUCCAACACCACCACGCCAAACGCAAAGUAAAAACGUGACGCCAGCCUCUACGCCAUCACGCCAGUCCAAGCAGUCAUCGGUGGAUGUGCAAGACACUUCUGCCUACAACGACUCAAACAUCUAUGAGGAAAUACAGGAUGACAUACCAGCUCCCAGACAUCCGCCACCACCUUUUCCACCCGUUCCCAAUGAUAGUGUUAACGAAAGUCCCGCACGACGGGUAACGCCUGCAUUGCCCCCCAAUGCGCCACCCAUGGGCCCGCCUCCAAUACCAAUAAGGCGCGGCCCACCACCCAUACCAAAUCGCACCGGUGGUGCACCUCCCUUGCCGAAUAGACCAAAUAACAAUUGAAUUGAUUGUACUUAGCAAAUAGUACAACUUAAGCAAUGGCCGAUUCUGAUGAUGAGUACGAUCGCAAACGCCGCGAUAAAUUUCGCGGUGAACGUAGCUCUGGUGACAGUUACCGUUCGGA
Stomoxys calcitrans (stable fly) is the source of this 4238-nucleotide messenger RNA. RefSeq names its product synaptojanin-1 (gene Synj). The transcript has 6 exons. Gene Ontology annotation, biological process: synaptic vesicle endocytosis; phosphatidylinositol dephosphorylation. Lineage: Eukaryota; Metazoa; Arthropoda; Insecta; Diptera; Muscidae. The record is from RefSeq and is a predicted model, not a curated record. Bases 437 to 4117 code for a protein of 1226 amino acids. Gene Ontology annotation, molecular function: nucleic acid binding; phosphatidylinositol-4,5-bisphosphate 5-phosphatase activity.